AUGUGGCGCCAGCCUCGGGGCCUGACCUUCUCCAACACAAAACCCAGUUGGAGAAAGUCCAGAGGUGUGCCACCGGACCAGUUCCGGUUAAACCAGACUCGGGAGACCGCAGGUACUCCUGCUGUUACUGUUGCUGCUGCUGCUGUGUUUGCUGUCACUUCAACUGCUGCUGUGUUUGCUGUCACUACUACUCCUGCUGUUACUGUUGCUCCCGCUGCUGCUGCUGCUGUGUUUGCUGUCACUUCUACUCCUGCUGUUACUGCUGCUCCCGCUGCUGCUGCUGCUGUGUUUGCUGUCACUUCUACUCCUGCUGUUACUGCUGCUCCCGCUGCUGUGUUUGCUGUCACUACUACUCCUGCUGUUACUGCUGCUACCGCUGCUGCUGUGUUUGCGGUCACUACUACUCCGGCUGUUACUGCUGCUCCCGCUGCUGCUGCUGCUGUGUUUGCUGUCACUACUACUCCUGCUAGCGUUGUUGAUGUGUUCGUCCGCGUUAGCGUGGAGGCCGCCGCUAACGUGGAGGCCGCCGCUAAUGUGGAGGCCGCCGCUAACGUGGAGGCCGCCGCUAACGUGGAGGCCGCCGCUAACGUAAAGGCCGCCGCUAACGUAAAGGCCGCCGCUAACGUGGAGGCCGCCGCUAACGUGGAGGCCGCCGCUAACGUGGAGGCCGCCACUGUAAACGUUAAAACACGGGUGCUCGUAGAAACAUCCACUUGA
Messenger RNA from Procambarus clarkii (red swamp crayfish), 717 nucleotides. NCBI's taxonomy places the organism in Eukaryota, Metazoa, Arthropoda, Malacostraca, Decapoda, Cambaridae. The record is from RefSeq and is a predicted model, not a curated record.